Molecule: messenger RNA, 5273 nt
Organism: Polypterus senegalus (gray bichir)
Lineage: Eukaryota; Metazoa; Chordata; Cladistia; Polypteriformes; Polypteridae
Product: cat eye syndrome critical region protein 2 homolog
Exons: 18
Coding region: 168-4253 (1361 amino acids)
Biological process (GO): chromatin remodeling
Cellular component (GO): CERF complex
Molecular function (GO): protein binding
Source: RefSeq, a predicted model, not a curated record
UAAGACUGAGCUAGAGCAGUUUUAACUUCUAACUACGAUAUUCCGCAGUACGUAAACGUUGAACGGUAUACUCAAACACCUUUUUAUUCCAUUCGCGGAGUAACACGGGUCAGGCAUUCUAAUGUAAGAAAUUACGUGUGCCCUUUCAACUUUGUUUUUGGGGGAAAAUGUCCCAGGAAUGUUUAGUUUCUGUGGAAGAAAUUCGUUCUUGGUGGGAAGUCCCCGCCAUAGCCCACUUUUGCUCAAUGUUCAGGACCGCUUUCGGCCUGCCGGACUUUGAAAUUGAGGAAUUUGAGGAGGCACUUCAGAAACAGGACCUAAGCUUUUUGUUUGAGCUUGUUGCUUCUCUACUUGAGGGAUGUUACCAGCGCACAGAUAUUACGCCAUGCACAAUGAAAACCUAUCUGGAUGAUAUCAUCAGUUAUCGGUGGGAACUCGAAGAAGGGAAGCCAAACCCACUGAAGGAAGGAACAUUUGAAAAAUUGUCUCUCCGCAUGCAAGUGGAACUGAUACAUAAGCUGUGUGACUACCGACUUGAUGCUGCAGAUGUUUUUGAACUACUAAAGGGUUUGGAUGCAGACAGCCUGAGAGUUGAGCCUUUGGGUGAAGACAGUGAUGGAGCUAUCUACUGGUAUUUUUAUGGAACAAGACUAUACAAGGAACAGCACACCAAAGGAAAAUCGGUUACACAGUGUCCAGCUGCUGGCAUAAAAUAUGAACAAAAGUCAGUUAAACGAAGGGGAAGACCACCAAAGAAGAAGGUGAUAGAAGUUGAAUCUAUUAGUGAAACAGGUGCUGAUCACCAGUGUGAAAAUUGCAGCAUUAGUCAUUUGGGAAAUUCAGAGCAACAAAGAGGAGUCUGGUCCCUUGUGUGUACUACUGAACAAGAGUGGAAAAAUCUAGCCGAGAGUAUAAAAGAGAAACCCUCAUUAAAGGACAAACAGCUGUACAAACUGCUCAGUGAAAACUUCAUUUCAGAAAUCGGCAACAUGAUUUCAAAUAAGGAGAAGCAACAUGAAGAAAAUAAACUUGAAAUGGUACCCAGAAGAAGCUCUGAUCGAUUGACCAUAAAACGUAUUAUGCAGGAGGAAGAGGAAACUAUGUUGGCCAUAGCAAAAGUGGAGGAACAAAAGAGAAAGGAUGAGGAGAGAAAAUGUCUACUGCUGUUGACAGCUCAGAGAAAAGAGGAAGCAAAAAUCCUGGAGGAGGAGAAGCGUCAAGCAAUGGAAGAGAAAGUCAAAGCAAUGGAAGAGCGUGCAAGGAGAAGAAAAAUAAGGGAAGAAAAAGCCUGGCUGCUUUCUCAAGGCAAGGACUUGCCACCUGAGCUACUAUGUGUAGAGUCACAGCUUCCUGGUAGAAGAUCACGAAAAACCAAAGACCUUUUUGAUUUAGAUGAAGAGUAUACGGCUUUGUAUAAAGUUUUGGAUGGCUUAAAAGCACAUGAAGAUUCUUGGCCUUUCUUGGAACCUGUUGAUGAAUCAUAUGCACCAAACUACCAUGGAAUCAUUGAAACCCCUAUGGAUCUGUCAACUGUUGAGAGGAAGCUAAAUGAAGGAAAAUACAUCACAAAAGAAGAGUUUGUUUCAGAUGUCAAACUUAUAUUUGAAAAUUGCCAUGAGUAUAAUGGAGAAGAUAGUGAAUACACAAAGAUGGCAGAAGCACUAGAGCGUUGCUUUAACAAGGCCCUGCUGAAACACUUUCCUCCUGAUGAUGUGGACACAGAUGAAGAGUUUCAGGUGAAGACAGAUGAAAGGGAGAGAAAGGAGAGGAGAAAAAGUCGUGUUCAGCGCUCUAGUGGUAUCGAGACAUUAACAACUAAUGUUGGUGACCGUGUUAUUAGAAAACAAUACUCUGUAAAUGGUAAACGUUUGUCUAGUUCAUGUGUCAACAAGGAGGAUGAGAACAAGGAUAUGCACCUCGAACUCCUUAAACCACCAGCUGCAAAAAUAAAUAUGUCCUUAAAUAGAAGUAGCUACCUUGAUGCUCCACUGCCUUUGCAAAGUCCUACAAAUUUGUCACUCCAGCCAGUUCUUGGGCCUUCAUCAAGAAUCCAUGAACAUCCAAAACCCAGGAUAAUAGGGCCUGUGUCCCUGCAACACCGUCUUCCUUAUGCAGGGCCAGCACAUGGUCCUUCUUUGGGCCCACGUCCUGCUGCUCUUCAAGCUGGAAGCCUUUGUAGACCACCUCCAGAAGGAAGUGUAUAUCCUACACAAACAUAUCUUCCUGGAUUCAGCAAGAAUACGCCAGACCUAUUGACUGGGAACCCAAGGGGUAUUAUUGCAAAUAAGGGACAGCCAAGAUCUGCAUACUCUCAUUUCAGGCAGUCCUUUGGUACCGUUCCUGUAUGGACAGGAGUGAAUGGCAUUCCUGUUGAGGGGCCUGUGUCUUCUAGUGGGACCACAUUGAAUUCUCACAAUAUGGCUGGAGGUCCUUCGCAUCUUCAGUCCCAUUCGUUCAAUCAAAUGAUGGAACCUACUGUAGUUCAUACCCAGGGAUCCAGAAAUCAGCAGGCACUACAUAUCCCAGAAAAGGGACAGCAAAGAUAUUAUAAUUUGCCUAAUAACAAUUCUUGCCAAAAAGUGCAGCCCCAGCAAAGUCUGUAUCCAAGAACUAUACUUCCACCUCAGAGUCAAGGUCUACAGCUUGGUUCCAUGUUGGACAGUCCAGAAAUGAUUGCAUUACAACAGCUGUCAGCCUCAUCGCGUUCUCUUGGUGAACAGUCUCCACCCUCUGUUGCACAGCAUGAAGGAACAUUUAAUUUGAUGUCUGUGUGCCCAACGACUCAGCCACGGCAAAUGCCACCUCUUCAAGAAGUACAGUGUAGGAAACCACAUGAAACUGAAAAAUCCAGUCAUACAGUAGUGACAGAAUGUAACAUCAUAUUGGCAAAGUCUGGUGAAAAAUCUAAAAUAGUGACAGAUUUUUCAACAUUGGAUACGAAUUCUACUAAGCAUGGUAAAUCAAGUUUAAGCUACUCAAGUACUGCUGAUAUUUUACCAGAGUCUCCUAAAGUCUGCAGUAAAGGAGUAAAUGGUGUAAUGGAAAAAAUACAGAACAAUCCAGCAAAGUCAAUUACAAACAGUGUUUUGAAGGAGAAAAAGGCAAAAGUGAAAAAUGAUGGUGAAGACCAAACUACUGCUACUAUAAAUGAAACAGCCUGCAUCAAAGUCUUAAAACUCAAAUCUGAUACACUUGACACUACUCCUAAGCUUCACAGUCCGUUGGAGAUGAAGAAUGUUAAUGAUAAUAUGUUUGAUCAAAGCAUCAGUAAACUGGUUGAUGAUGAUAAAGUGCAUACAUCUCAACUUUAUAAUCCUUUGCACUUAAAUGACUUUGAAGAAAAUGUUGCACAAGAACAAAGUAAAAAUGGCGUCCUCAAACAUAAUUCCAAUAACAUACCUCUUUCUGCAUCUUUGUCAGUUUCUAGUCAACGUCAGUUUACUGGAAUAAGUGUCUCUCAAAAUUCGCUUUCUCAGCCUGGUCCUGCUACUUUUUCUUUCAGUCAUCAGAGAUCAACCUAUCCAUAUCAAGGCACAUCAAAUACUUACCAGUAUGCACAGUCUCAGUAUUAUCCACAGCCACAUGGUAUUACCUCAGGUUUUACAGUGGAUGACUGGAAGAACUUUUCAUAUGGUUCUCAAAACAGUUCAGCUGUAAGUACACCUCCAGAUGUUAACAGAAUCAGUGGACAAGCAAGGAAGAGCAGCAUUUCUCCACAUAGUUCAGAAACGUUACCUGGAAGGCUAGUCUCUUUCUCCAUAGAUGUAAUAAGAAACAAUUCUGUAGAAAACAGUGAAGUGUCAAGUCCUCUAAAGGCAGGGGACGAAGAUCAAGAAAGACCAGAGAGUCCCAAAGAUAUACUUGAUCUAGACAGUCAUAAUGCAGCUGCAAGGAGAUGUAAUACUACUUCACCAAAUGUGGGAUUUAUGUAUGGUCCACGAGCAGCACAAUCUGGAGUUAUUGACAGUGACAGGAGUAGUUGUCAUUCACAGUUAAUAGCUCAUUCUUCACCUUAUUUUACGCAUCAGCUUACUUCCUCUUCAUAUGUUCCAUCAAGGGUGGAAGCCAUACAUCACCCUUACCAUGUAAACUAUUCCCAAUCGCAAACAAGGAUUCCUUUGUAUAGUCAUGAACUAAUGUUACAGCAGAGAGUAGGACUACCAUUUGAAGAACAGUUUUUGAACCAUGGGCAACGCACAUCUACUUCAGUAGUUGGUGAAAGCAAGAGCUCAGUGAACAAGCAAGGUGUAUGAACAGAGUAUACAGUCCAAUGCUUUAAUAAAGAGAAACAUAACUGGAGACCCAGGAAGACUGAUGGAGUGAUGCACGGCACCCACGUGAGCUUUGAGUUGACCGGUGCUUCAGAAGACAACUUAGUGGAACAGUCAGUUCAGGAUUUUGAAGAAAUUGUUAAUAAAAGUAAUACAUGUCUGAGCUGGUUGCAGUUAUCUUUGUUUACAAUUCCUUAUGGCUUGGAUAAUUUGUUCAUGCUAAUUACUUUCUGGUUCAGAAAGGUUUGUUUCGGAUGUUUUUAGUAACUUUAAACUCAGGUGCAUUUAAAUGGUGGAACUUAAACUAAAGAGUGUUUUAAGUUUAGAAACCAGUUUACAUAAAUUGAAUUUGCCUUUUUUCUUGUUGAAUGUAUUUGUAAAUUGAGAAUAUAGAGCAAUACCACACUGUAUAUAUAUUUUUUUACAAACUUUAUUUUGUACAAACUAGCCAGAAUCAUUUAUGUUAGAAGUAUGGUUUUAAAUACUUUGAUUUAUUUAAAACCUCUUUGUGUAAAAGAGAAGGUUCCAGUGGGGGAAAGUUUUAGGGUGGUGAAGAAUUUAUUUCAAUGACCCUUUAGCUGUAUAACAUUGAACAUUAAAGGUGUACAGCCAAGUGAGAAUUGGAACACUAUUAAUGCCUUCCUGAAAACAGCAGGGUAGUACCAUGUGUUUGGCUUUUUUUAAAUUGAUAAUUACGCCUUUUGAGUUACCUGUUUUGUUCUGUCUCAACUAGACCUCUUAAAUCUGUAUAAAGAUUUGUAUGUGUGCUUAGCUACUUCAUUUUUGAACACUAAACUAAAUAUUGGACAUAAGUUUCUUUUUGUAGAGGUUGUCUACAUAUUGUUACGGGUAAAUUAAUAUAGAAAUGCACAGUGAAGUGUGUUUUUGUUUGGCUGUUUCAGACAGUCCAGUACAAUUUCCAGGAUGCCUCCUUUACAGAUCACACUUAGAUGUUGCACUCUGGACUCCCAGAAAUAUUUAAUAAAGUACAUGAAGUACUGU